This is a messenger RNA of Haemorhous mexicanus (house finch), 3567 nucleotides long. It is a transcript of the gene PHTF1, whose product is annotated as putative homeodomain transcription factor 1. The transcript is spliced from 17 exons. Gene Ontology annotation, cellular component: endoplasmic reticulum. The coding region runs from base 69 to 2405 and encodes 778 amino acids. The record is from RefSeq and is a predicted model, not a curated record. NCBI's taxonomy places the organism in Eukaryota, Metazoa, Chordata, Aves, Passeriformes, Fringillidae.
GCGGUUUCCAGGGUAACGGGAGCGGGGUCGGUGCCGGUGCCGGGGCCGCGCCGGUCCCGUCGCUCCCCAUGGCCUGUCACGAUGCCAUUUCAUGGUACCAGAAGAAGAUCGGGGCCUACGACCAGCAGAUAUGGGAGAAGGCCGUGGAGCAGACCCAGAUGAAGGUACCGGCGGCGGGGGGACGGGGGGCGGGUCCCGCAUCUCUCGCCGCUAACUCGGCCGUGUGUUCCGCCCCGCAGGGCUUCAAGAACAAGCCGAAGAAAAAGGGGCACAUCCAGCCCGAUCUGAUCGACGUGGAUCUGAUCAGCGGCUCUACCUUUGCCAAAGCCAAGCCUGAAAUUCCCUGGACAUCACUGACACGGAAGGGAAUUGUGAGAGUGGUGUUUUUCCCCUUGUUCAGCCAGUGGUGGAUACAGGUCACUUCCCAGCGCAUUUUUAUGUGGCUCUUGGUGCUCUACGUUAUGCAAGUCGUAGCAGUGGUGCUGUACUUCCUGGUGCCUGUUGUGAGUGCCAGUGAGGUGAUGGGACCCCUGUGCCUUAUGCUGCUGCUGGGGACAGUUCACUGCCAGAUCGUGUCCACGCAGGUGAACAGAGCUGCAGGGAGCAACGGGCUCAGCCGGCGCCGCAGGAAGUUACGCAAGGCUGUGGGUGUGGAUGGGAACAGUUGGUGUUCUCCUGACAGAACCAGCAAGGAAGAGCAGUCUGGCUCUGCAACUCUGCUGACCAAUUUAUCCAGUCUGCUCUUCCAGAGGAGGAAUAGAAGAGUAAAGCUGGUAGCUGAGAAAGGGACUGAGACAGAAAGUGGUGUGAGUGCUAUGGGUGAUGGCAUCAAGGCCAGACAGGCCAGAUCUGAUCACAGGCUGCUGCACUCCAAAGAGAAAAGUAAACUUUCUGAUGGGGAGAAGAGCCAUCAGGAGGAUGGCACCAACAGGGACGGUGCCUCUGACGAGCUGUCGAGCGAGGAGGAUGCUGAGGAGGCUGAGGCCCUGGCACAGAGGCUCCUGCCACGCCCCAGCAUGGAAGGGGCUUCCAGUGACAACAGCUACGAGGAGAAGAAGAAGAGGCCUCUGGUUUCUCUCAACCAGGCUGUCUCACAGGUCAAGCAAGCCCUGAAAGCUGCCAGAGACUCUGACAGUGUUGUGGAGUCUGAGCUGGAAUCCACAUUAUACAGGCAGGACCCCCGGUCGUGCCUGAGCGUGGCGCCCCGGAGCUGCGGCGGGAGCCGGCGGGACUCGGAGAGCACCCGGCAGGACUCGGAGACCGAGGACAUGCUGUGGGACGAUCUCCUGCACGGCCCCGAGUGCCGCUCCUCGGGCACCAGCGACAGCGAGGAGCGCUCCCGCAGGGACUCCCGCAGGGACCCCAAGGAGGAUGUCUUCCAGCAGAACCAUCUGUUUUGGCUGCAGAACACCAGCCCAGCGUCUGCCAAAGUGAGUGCUCUGAUCUGGGAAGGGAAUGACUGCAAGAAGGUGGACAUGUCCGUGCUGGAGAUCAGUGGGAUUAUCAUGAGCAGGGUUAAUGCCCACCAGCAAGGAGUGGGGUAUCAGAUGUUGGGAAACAUCAUCACCAUUGGAUUGGCCUUCCUGCCAUUCCUCUACAGACUGUUCCGCACGGAUAACCUGGAGCAGCUCUGCUCCAUUUCUGUGAUGGAGCUUCUGCACAUCUUCUGUGGAGCCCCUAUCAGUGCCCCUGUGCUCAUCCUGUCUGCCAUCAACUUUCUGGAAAGGCUGUGCUUAACCUGGAUGUUUUUCUUCAUGAUGUGUGUCGCUGAGAGAACCUACAAACAGAGGUUUUUGUUUGCCAAGCUCUUCAGUCACAUCACAUCUGCUCGGAAAGCCAGGAAAUAUGAAAUCCCUCACUUCAGGCUCAAGAAGGUGGAGAACAUCAAGAUCUGGUUAUCCCUUCGCUCCUACCUGAAGAGACGAGGCCCCCAGAGGUCUGUGGAUGUUGUGGUGUCCUCAGUCUUUUUAUUGGCUCUUUCAAUUGCUUUUAUCUGCUGUGCCCAGGUUCUUAAGGGUCACAAAACCUUUCUGAGUGCAGCUUACAACUGGGAGUUCCUGAUGUGGGAGGCAGCACUGCUCCUCUUCCUGCUACGUCUGGCAUCUCUGGGCUCUGAGACCAACAAGAAGUACAGCAACAUUUCCAUCCUGCUCACUGAGCAGAUAAACUUGUACCUGAAGAUGGAGAAGAAGCCAAACAAGAAGGAGCAGCUGUCUCUGGUGAACAAUGUGCUGAAGCUGUCCACAAAGCUGCUGAAGGAAUUGGAUAGUCCGUUCAGGCUGUAUGGGCUGACCAUGAACCCACUGAUCUACAACAUCACACGGGUUGUCAUCCUCUCUGCUGUCUCAGGAGUGAUCAGUGACCUGCUGGGAUUCAACAUCAGAUUAUGGAAAAUUAAACCAUGAAAUGGCAGAACAUCAGCCCUGGGGAUCUCCACCAGCCACUAGAGAAGAGAACCAGCAGUGUGGGCAGAAGGAAGAAAACUGACAGAAAUCUGUAAUUCCAAUUUUUAAACAGAUUCCCAGUGUGGGCAUCAGAAGUUUUCUUUCUGCUUUACUGCUCUACAACAUCCAGAGUGAACUGGUCUCAUCAGUGAUGUCAUCCCAUGGCAUGCACAGAAAAUCUGGAUUAAUGGGGCCCAAUGCUGGCAGCUGGCACUGAACCAGCAGGAGCUGGUGUGGGACAUCAGACACUAAAGCCAUACAAGAGCUGCAGCUGGGACACACCAGUGGCUGUGCCUGGGGCCACGUGUCUGUAAAACCUGCACCCUGGGCAUGUGGCAAGGUGGGACUCAGCCCUCCUGGCCCAGUCAGCCUUCCUGGGGCUGCACUGGAAUAUUCCAGGUUGAGAAUCCUUUGCUGCACUGACCUGGCUGUGCUGAAGAGCUUUUCUUUCCUGAGAGCUCUGUGUGCUCAAGGCUUUGCCUCCAUCCUGAAGCUCCUCAGGAUGCACCAGGUGAAUUCCCCUUCCCUGCUGCCCAUCCAGCAGCAUUCAAAUCCUGCUGGGGGCUUGAGCUGGGGCUGCUGCAAAGAAAUUAUUGAGGACAGUGGUUACAGGAGAAAAACCUUUCAACACACACUACAGGCAAAGUGUUCAUGAGCUGGAGAAUGUUUUGCCACAUCUCUUCCCUGGAAUACUCAGCUCCAUCCUGUCCUGGCUGUGACAGCAGCUCUGCUCCAUGGUGUGAGCAGCUACUGCAGCCCAGCAGUGCAAUAGAGCCUCACCCUGAACACCUGGGGAGGAAAUCUGGGGGGGAAAAACCAGCUUUGACAAAGACUUCCUCAGGUUCAUGUUUAGAAAGGUCAUGGAGAGCAGGAAAACAUUUGAAGGCUUCUGUAACAUUUCCCUUCACUGGCUCCAAUGGCUUCUGUUUAUUGUAGUGAAAGGAGCAAAAACUGAGGAACUUCUCAUUCCUUCACAGGAGGGUGAAAUGGCAGAAGAAUUUUUGGUAGUAAGUUGUUUACAGCUAUUUUCUGUGCAAGGAAAGGUUGGGAGAUGUAAAAGGAGGUGACAUUUUUAUAUAGCAAAAUGUGCAAAUAAACCUGCAGGACAAGCACUUCAUCAUCA